GAUUACAAAAACAAUACAAGCAAAAUAUACAAGAGACAUGCGUGUCUGAGUGUUUGUGUUUUUGGGAAAGCCAAUACCUUUAGGCUUUAGUGUGCACACACACAUGUGUGUAUCCCACAGAGUGUACGAACCCCCCCUUUUCUUGUUCUUUUUUUUUAACUCAUUUCACUCUCAUCAUGGGCCACCCCUUACUCCUUACUACACACACUCUCUUUCACUAUCCACAACAAUUACCCAAUUCACCCCUUCCUCCUUAUCAACCACACAUGACAUAAACCAAACCCAUUACCAUCAUUGGCAUUACCUAAAAGAAAAAAAAUGUCUAAAUUGAGAUUUGUAUUAGUCAAUCCAAUAGAUUAGAUUUAGGAAGAAGGAAUCUUACUCCUCCUAAGUCCUAACCAGAUCGAGGGCUGUUUUAGUAAAUUCUCAAAGGAUCCCUAACUCUCUCGAUUCCGUUACACUCUCUCAAAACCAAAAAAAUUUAAUCUAUCUAUGGCUUUUUUUUUUUCGAGUAUUAACAGCAGCAGCAACAACAACAACAAUGCUUCUUCUUCUUCUUCUUCAACCGAUCUAUUCAUUUGUUUCACAUCUCGUUUCUCUUCUUCUUCUUCCAUGCGUCUCUCUUCUAAAUCCAUCCAUAGUCCAGCUCGUUCCGCUUGUCUCACCACUUCUCUCAGCCGUCGUCUCCGUACCAGCGGUAGUUUGAAGAACGCUUCAGCUGGAGUUUUGAACUCUCCGAUGUUUGGUGCUAAUAAUAGUGGAGGAGGACGCAAGAGAUCUGGAUCUGGUUACGAGAAUAGCAACAAUAACAACAACAACAACAACAACAUAGAGCCGUCGUCUCCUAAGGUUACGUGUAUUGGUCAGGUUAGGGUGAAGACUAGGAAGCAUGUCAAGAAGAAGAUGAGAGCUAGAUCUAGGAGGAAAGGAGGCGAGACUAGUUUCAGAAGAUCGGCUGAUCAAAACGACGGUGGUAGUGGUAGCGGUAGUGGUGGUGGAUGUCGUUUUGAUGCCACUGAGAAUCGCUGGGUUCAUCUUCCGGUGACUAUAUGUGAGUCGUUGAGAUCGUUUGGUUCCGAGCUCAACUGUUUCUUCCCGUGUAGAUCUUCGUGUAUGGAGAACAGUCAUGGUGAUAUGAGGCUGCGAGUUGAGAGUAACAACGAAGGUUGCGGCGGCGGAGGGGGAAAGUCGUGUGGGGGAAAGUCGUGUGGUGCGGUGUUUACGAGGUGGUUUGUGGCGGUGGAGGAGACGUCGUCGGGAGGGAAGAGAAGAGAGAUUGAGCUUGUUGUUGGUGGAGAAGACGAAGUUGAGGAAGAUAGACGGAGUAGUCGUCGGAGACAUGUGUUCGAAGGGCUUGAUUUGAGUGAGAUUGAGAUGAAGACGGAGAAGAAAGAUAGAGGAGAAGUUGGACGGAUAAGUAUAUGUUCUCCGCCUAAGAACGCUUUGCUGUUGAUGCGGUGUAGAUCCGAUCCGGUUAAGGUGGCGGCGUUAGCUAACCGGGUUCGAGAAAGACAGUUGUCGUUAAACGACGGCGUAUACAGAGGAGGAGUAGAAGAGGAGGAAGAUGAUGAGAGAAGACGAAGGUUUGAGCUGGAGAUUGAAGAUAAGAAACGGAUCGACUUGUGUGACAAAUGGAUCUCUGGGGAAACUAAUGUCGAGAGAGAAGAAGAAGUUACAGUCGUUGAAGCUGAAGCAGAAGCAGAAGCAGAGGUGGUUCCUCUGGUUUCAAAUCCAGUUACAGAGGAAGAAGAAAGAGUCCAAGUUCUUGAAGAUUCGAUUGUGGAAGCACAAGAAGAAGAAGAAGGUUCAAAAAGCUUGGAGGUUGAUUCGUAUGAGGAAGAAGAAAUCGAAGCUACGAUAUUGAAGAACAUUGAAGACGAUAUUAGAAACGCCAUAGAAGAAGAAGAGGAGCACAUGGCUGAGAUGGCUGAUGAGGAAGAAUUAGCUGCGGUGGCUGAGGUUGACGAGGAGGAAGAAGAAGAAAGCAAAGAGGUUGCUUCUGUAACAACACAAAACGAGGAAAGAUCCGAACAAGGAAACAGAGAACCCGACCCGAGUCCAGAAGNCAAGAAGAAGAUGAGAGCUAGAUCUAGGAGGAAAGGAGGCGAGACUAGUUUCAGAAGAUCGAAUCGCUGGGUUCAUCUUCCGGUGACUAUAUGUGAGUCGUUGANCUCGAAGGAGACUUGGGUUUGCAGUACAGAUUUCGUCAGAUGUUUACCGGGAAGACCUCCGGCUAAGAAGAUACCACCAGAAGCUGCCGGAGAUAAUAAUAAUAAUCAUCAUCAUCAUCAACCCAAGAAGCGAAUUAUCACAGCCGUUGAUUCCAACGCUUCUUCUCGCCGGCGUUCUAUCGAUAAACCACCGUUACACCUACAGCCGCCACGGUCAUCUUGUUCAUACCCAGCAGCUCCGCCGAUAAUAACGGCGGCUGCGGCGGUUGGUGAGCAGAAGGUAGCCGGAGCUAAUAAGGCGUACGAGCCACCAGUGCUGCCACGUUGUAAAUCGGAACCUAGGAAGUCAGCGUCAAAGCUUGCGCCGGAAGCUUGUUUCUGGAAAAAUAGGAAGCUGGAGCCACAUCCUCAGGCAAGCGUCGGAGUCGGCGCCGCCGGAGUAGGGUUCUAGGAGCAGGGGGUGGACGUGAGUUGGGAAUAAAGAAAACUAUUUGGGUGUAAUAGUAAUUUCGAAAUACUAUAAGUCCUUUGUUUGUAAAUUUUGUUUUGUUUAGUCAUAAUUCAUUUCUUUCACUGUGCCAA
Camelina sativa (false flax) is the source of this 2753-nucleotide messenger RNA. NCBI's taxonomy places the organism in Eukaryota, Viridiplantae, Streptophyta, Magnoliopsida, Brassicales, Brassicaceae. The record is from RefSeq and is a predicted model, not a curated record.